AUGAGCGUCUCCUACGAGCCACGGAACUUCAUCCACGACGGUGCUUAUGCGCCUGUCGGUGAACAUGAUCAUACGACCGUCUCCCUCGAUCGCUUUUCCGAUCCAGAUGUCGCCGACCUCGCUGCAGUCGCCGCUGGCACUUACACAGUGGGCGGCGACGUCACAUCCCCUUUCGCCGAUACCGAACCUCGACUUGAUCUUGGCCCCCCAGCCCCAGUGAAGGAGGACUCUCCUUUACCUGCGCAAACCCCAUCGCUUGCUCCUGCUCCGCGCAUUAAGCCCAUCCCAAAGCCAGACCGUCCGGUAACUAGGACAAUGGACGGAAAGUUCUUCUGCAGCAACCCAAACUGCACUGAAGAUGUCAGGGAGUUUCAGCGAAAAUGCGAGUGGAGCAAGCACAUGGACAAGCAUGACCGUCCUUACAAAUGCACCGCGGAUGGCUGUGAGAAGCUUCCUGGAUUUACGUACUCAGGCGGUCUUUUGCGACAUGAGCGUGAAGUUCACGGCAAGCAUGGUGGCCCGAAGAAUCCACUGCAUUGCCCUCACCCCAACUGCAAGCGGCAUAGCGGCAAGGGCUUCUCUCGCCAGGAGAAUCUGGCUGAACACCUGCGGCGUGUACAUACGGGUAACGGCAACCCUUCUGGCGGCGAGGAGACCGAUGAUGCAGUGAGCCUUGAUACGCCUGCGACUACUGGAGGAAAGCGGAAGCGGGGCGAAGGGGAGGAACUCGUGGAUCUGCGAGAAGAGGUUAAGCGUGUGCGUCGUGAGAAUGAGGAGCUUCGAAAGCAGGUGGACAACCAGAAUCGCCAAACUACAGUCAUGAUGCAACAGAUUCAACAACUCCGACAAGAGCAAGAAGCACUGCGCCUCGGCCCUACCGCGAAUUUGCUAUAG
Phaeoacremonium minimum UCRPA7 is the source of this 894-nucleotide messenger RNA. Its product is annotated as putative c2h2 transcription factor protein. Gene Ontology annotation, biological process: regulation of transcription by RNA polymerase II. The transcript has 2 exons. Bases 1 to 894 code for a protein of 297 amino acids. Lineage: Eukaryota; Fungi; Ascomycota; Sordariomycetes; Togniniales; Togniniaceae. Gene Ontology annotation, cellular component: nucleus. The record is from RefSeq and is a predicted model, not a curated record.